Scutellospora calospora is the source of this 406-nucleotide messenger RNA. The record is from the annotation of a GenBank genome assembly. NCBI's taxonomy places the organism in Eukaryota, Fungi, Glomeromycota, Glomeromycetes, Diversisporales, Gigasporaceae.
UUAUAAUGAUUUCAAUGAAGCGUGGAAGAAGAUUCCAUUAAAAGCUGUCCGUGGGCUUAGAUAUAUCAGGAUGUAUAACAAGAUUCCUUAUACUGAAGAAUAUGAAUCACAUCGAUACUAUUUAAUCGAAGACAUAAAAAUCCUUUAUGAUGAAUUUAUGCUUCUUAUUCAUCAAAAUAAAGAUAAAGAUUUUAUCAUUUCAUGGGAGUUGGAAAAACGAAUGAAAGGAAGUAUUUAUAUGAAAGAAGUUUGCAAGUAUUCAAAAGAGCAAAAGUCGGUCCAAUCGACAAUUUUUCGUAGUAAUAUUAUUAAAUUAGGAAAGAUCUUGGAUUCUUUGAUCGAAGAGAAUUCUGUUGAUGAUAAUAAUCAAAAAUAUGAAUUAGAUAUUUUAUAUGAUUGUCUUGGU